AUGGAGAAGCUGCUGAGGAAAUGUCAGAUCAGAAACCAGCUGGUCAGGGAGUGCAUGGCUGAGUGUCUGGGAGUCUACGUCCUCAUUCUGUUUGGAUGUGGCUCUGCUGCCCAGGUGACCACAAGUCACGAGAAGAACGGCCACUAUCUGUCCAUCAAUCUGGGCUUUGCUUUUGGAGUCACAUUCGGGAUCUUUGUGUCUCGUGGAGUCUCAGGAGCCCAUCUGAACCCUGCCGUGUCUCUGAGUUUGUGUGUUCUGGGCAGACAUCCGUGGACAAAGCUGCCGUUCUACGUCUUCUUCCAGGUUGUCGGAGCCUUUCUGGCUGCAGCCACAGUCGGUCUGCAGUACUAUGACGCCAUCCAAGCAUACGGCGGCGGUGAGCUGACGGUGACGGGUCCCACGGCCACAGCAGGAAUAUUCUCCACCUACCCAGCCGACUACCUCAGCACGUGGGGAGGCGUCGUGGACCAGGUGAUAGGCACGGCCGCCCUGCUGCUGUGCGUCCUGGCUCUGGGGGACCAGAGGAACACUUCCCUCCCUGACGGCCUCCAGCCGGUCCUGGUGGGAGCAUUAGUUAUGGUCAUUGGUGUCGCCAUGGGCUCCAACUGCGGCUACGCCCUGAACCCGGCCAGGGAUUUUGGACCUCGGUUGUUCACGUACAUUGCCGGCUGGGGGGCGGAUGUUUUCAGUGCUGGAGGAGGCUGGUGGUGGGUUCCCAUCGUGGCCCCAUGUGUUGGGGCGCUGCUGGGAACGCUGAUCUACGAGCUGAUGGUUGAAGUCCACCAUCCUCCUAUUGUUGAGUCCCAGACCUCCAGUCAGGAGGCCAAGAACGGAGUUGAACUUGAAGGGGUGGAACCAGAUGGAGAGAAACCUACAGAAGUAAAAAGUUGA
This is a messenger RNA of Stegastes partitus (bicolor damselfish), 891 nucleotides long. It is a transcript of the gene aqp10b, whose product is annotated as aquaporin 10b. Gene Ontology annotation, biological process: glycerol transmembrane transport; water transport. The record is from RefSeq and is a predicted model, not a curated record. The transcript is spliced from 6 exons. Bases 1 to 891 code for a protein of 296 amino acids. Gene Ontology annotation, molecular function: water channel activity; glycerol channel activity; urea transmembrane transporter activity. Lineage: Eukaryota; Metazoa; Chordata; Actinopteri; Pomacentridae. Gene Ontology annotation, cellular component: plasma membrane; basolateral plasma membrane.